Messenger RNA from Lodderomyces theae, 3567 nucleotides. It is a transcript of the gene UTP22, whose product is annotated as rRNA-processing protein. Lineage: Eukaryota; Fungi; Ascomycota; Pichiomycetes; Serinales; Debaryomycetaceae. Gene Ontology annotation, cellular component: CURI complex; UTP-C complex; small-subunit processome. Gene Ontology annotation, biological process: rRNA processing; tRNA export from nucleus. The coding region runs from base 1 to 3567 and encodes 1188 amino acids. The transcript has a single exon. The record is from RefSeq and is a predicted model, not a curated record.
AUGGUUAAGAGGAAGUCUGAUUUCACUGAAGGGGCCAAAAACAAGGUUGCGAAGGUAGUGGAUUCAUCUGAAGAAGCUGCAAAUGGCAUAGUGGCUACCGAUAGUAACCACAACGGACAUGUUAUUGAGGACGAAACUCACUUUGAUGGCAACGAAAUCAAAGAUGACCUCCAUGAGGACGAAUCCAGUGGCGAUGAAGAUGGUGGCGAUGAAGAUGGUGGCGAUGAAGAUGACGUCGAUGACAAAGCCCUCCAAGCAAGACCAUCAAAGAAAGGUAAAACUCAACUCACUGCACAAGACAUACAAGUAGCACGAGAGACGGCAGAACUUUUCAAGUCGAACAUUUUCAAACUACAGAUCGAUGAAUUAAUGAAGGAGGUAAAAGUUAAGAAAUCACACGAGGAAGUUAUGGAGAAGGUGUUGCAUAGAUUACACGACUUGAUCAAGGAGAUUCCGGCAGUUGAGAAUUUAUCCUUGCAUGAAGCAGAAGGACUAUUCAAUCACAAAAAGGUGGCUAUACCAUUCCCUGAUCCAAAGCCUACAAAUGUUAAGUACUCAUUUUCAUAUGGACCUCCAGAGGAUUUAUCUUUGGUUGGUUCGUAUGGGUUGAAGACUGGAAUUAGCCAAGGUCUGUCAAUUGAUGUCGCACUAACAAUGCCAAGGUCUAUUUUUCAACCAAAGGAUUAUCUCAAUUUCAGGGCUUUGCACAAGAGGGCGUUUUACCUUGCUUAUUUAGCAGACCAUCUAAUUCCCUUGACGAAAAAGAACAACCUUCCCGUCAAAAUCACGUACUCAUUCUUCAACGAUGACGUCUUGUGUCCUAUUUUACAUAUUGAGAGUAUCCAAACCGAAAACCCCGACGAUCUUAUCUUCUUCAAAACAAAGUACAAAAUCAAUUUAAUCCCGGCUCUUCCAUUCAAUGUUUUUGAGUCGAAGAAGCUACUUCCAGAUAAAAAUUGCAUUCGAAUUCAAUCAGAGAGCAAAGAAUUGCCGCCCACUCCGUUGUACAACUCGAGUAUAUUGAUGCAAUCUAGUUAUGAUUAUUAUCUCAAAUUUUUGUAUUCCAUGAAGAAAUCUACAGACUCGUUCAGGGAUGCAUGUGUCUUAGGACGGUUGUGGUUGCACCAACGUGGCUUCAACUCAACUUUUAGUGGGGGCGGAUUUGGACAUUUUGAAUUUGCAAUUUUAAUGAGCGCAUUGCUUCAUGGCGGGGGAGUGAAUGGAAAUAGGAUCUUGUUGUCUGGUUAUUCUUCUUAUCAGUUGUUUAAAGGUGCAGUCAAGUACUUGGCAACAAUGAACCUUAUUUCGGGGUACUUGUCAUUUUCAUCUGAGAUAGGCGAAGCAGUCCCAGCAAAAUUCAAAGCAGACGGAUUCAGCGUUCCUACAAUUUUUGACAAGAAUACCAAGAUCAAUAUAUUGUGGAAAAUGACGCCGGCUUCGUAUGAAAAUCUCAAAAUGAAGGCAGUUCAAACGCUUGAAUUGCUCAACGAUGUGGUUAAAGACAGAUUUGACCCAAUAUUACUUCAGAAAUCAAAUUAUGAUUUCCUCAAGUUUGACAUACUUUUGUCAUUUACCAUAGAAGAAAACGCGAUUGAAACUUUUGGACCACUAGAGAAGAUCAGAUAUAUAACCUUUGACAACUACAUGAAGAGCCGGAUCUACACUCUUCUAAAGAGAGCUUUGGGCGAGAGAGUGAAUGUUGUGAGUGUUUGGAAGGAUAAAGUCAAAAGCUUUUUUUCUGUGCAUAAACGAAAACCCACAGACCUUUCCAAUAAUUGGGUUAUUGGGUUACAGCUAAACCCGGAAGAGUGUGACAAAGUCGUAACCAAGGGUCCCGACAAUAACGAAAAAGAAAAGGGAGCUUUGUUUAGAUCCUUUUGGGGGACAAGGGCCUCUUUAAGGCGAUUCAAAGAUGGUUCCGUUCAGCACUGUGUGGUCUGGACUUUGGGAGAUAGGGAACCCUUGGUAGUUUCAAUCAUUAAAUACGCCUUGGAGAUGCAUAUACUGGCUGAACUUGCGCAGUCGAUAUACACGAGCAGUGGAUUGUACGAGAAGAAACUCCCACUCUCAUUGUUAUCCACCACUUCGAAUCAAAUUUCACAUUCGUUGUCAAGCUACACAAUUUUACGAAACUCGUUCGACAAUAUGACGAAAACUUUGACCAGUUUGGAGUUGCCGUUAAGUAUCAAAUCGGUGUUGCCAGCCUCGUCUUCUAUGCGGUAUACGUCAUUGCUACAGCCCGUCCCCUUUGCAGUUUCCAAUCCAGACUACUGGAACGACUGUGUGGUCCAGUUUGAAAUUUCAUCAAAGUGGCCGGAUGAAUUGAAGGCUUUAGAAAAAACAAAAACCGCACUUUUGCUUAAAGUGUCUGAGAUGUUGAGGGGAACCGAGUAUAGUACUUUUGUUACGCUGGAUGAUUCAAUUCCUUUUAAUCAGGAGGUUUGCUUGCUAAACAUUUUGACCCCAGAAGGUUUUGGCUUCAGACUUCGGGUUCUUACUGAGCGAGAUGAGGUUUUGUACCUCAGAGCGGUGAGCAACGCCGAUAAGCAAAAGUCAAUUGCACAAGACGUUUACUUAAAGUUUAUUCAAAAAUAUCAAGCGUCGGUGAAGCACACACGAACCAUUUCUCAGUUAGCCCAACAUUUCCCCUACUACUCCCCCACCGUUAGAUUAGUUAAGCAAUGGCUCGAUUCGCAGUUACUUCUCAAUCAUUUUAGCGAUGAGUUGGUGGAAUUGGUUGCAUUGAAGCCAUUUGUGGAUCCUGCUCCCUAUUCAGUCCCUCAUUCGGUCGAGAAUGGAUUUUUGCAGGUACUUUUCUUUUUGGCAAAUUGGAACUGGCGUGAUACACCUCUCAUAUUGGAUGCUGUUAAAAGCACUGCAGAAGAUGACGCUACGCUAAGUGACAAGCUAACCAUCCAGGCUUAUAGAGUCAUUGAGCAAAACUUCAACAAAAUCAGAGAAGCAGAUCCAGCUGGUAUAAAAACGCAAUUGUUUAUUGGUUCCAAAGAUGAUCCGUCUGGAAUUUUAUGGUCGAACAAUCUCACUUUACCUAUUGCUGCCAGAUUGACUGCACUUGCGAGAGCGGCAACCACGUUAUUGUCAUCUCAGGGUAACAAUGAAGCCUUUUUGGAUUCUAUUUUCACUCCAGCAUUGAAGGAUUAUGAUUUCGUCAUGGACGUGAAGUUCCAAAAUCUAACCAGCUCGUCUGGUAUUCUUCCCACCGACGCGUUCAAGAACUUAGUCCAGCCGUUAACUUCGUAUCCCGAUGACAUUUCAUCCAAAUGCGACUUUGUACAAGCUUUUUAUCGCGAUUUGGAAGCCAAGUUUGGAAAUGCCAUCAUUUUCUCAACGCAAAAGUUUACCGGUUUGCGUAAGGACGGCAAGAAUGUAAUUGGGGGGUUGUUUAUUCCGUCAAGUUUGUCAAGAAAGAAAUUCAGGACUAAUUUAGGACUCAAUGUCAAACCUGAAGAAGAUAAAGAGGAAGUGAUUUUGAACAAAGAGGCGGUCUUUGAUCAAAUCAAAUUGCUCGGACAUAGCUUGAAUUUGAAUUUCACUAUGCAAAAGUAG